AUGUCGUGCGGAAAUCCACAAGCAGAGCCAGAUGCCUUGAUGCAGCGUAAGAAGAAGUACGACAAAACAAGGAAUUGCGUGCGGUGCAAGGAUGCUAUAGGAAACAUAGUAAUUAGACACGCAGUCUACUGCAAGUACUGCUUCUUCCCUCUCACCACGCACAAGUUUCGUCGGGCACUCGAACCCAAUGUGAAUGCCAAACCAGACGGUCCCCGGAAGACUGCGCUCAAGCCGGCUGGAACUUUGCUUGUUGGUUUUUCUGGGGGUCUAGGAUCAUCGGUGCUCCUGGAUCUCGUGUACAAGUGCUAUGUCUCACUAGAUAAGUCAACAAUGCCGGCUGAAGGGGGGCGAGAUCAUCCUCGACACGAACGUGUGUGGAAGAAGAUCACUGUAUGCUAUGUGGAAGUAUGCGAUGCGUUUCCUGGGACGCCGGAUCGAACAGAGGAUGUCACAAAGUUCGUGUCUCGUUAUGAUGAACUACAGCUCGCCACCCUUCGAAUACAAGACGCGUUCGACCCUGCAUGGUGGGAGAAGAUCGGAGGGAGGAUGUCUUUCGCGGAUAUCGGAGUGUCCCUAGCAGACGAAGCACUCUUCAUUGGGUCGCUAACUCAGUCCCACCUGGAUCCGCUCGCAGCGCUUCGCGCAUAUUUGUCUUCUCUUCCGACCCCUACAGCAGUCCACAGCGCCAUACAAACCCUCGUACGCGUCCUGCUCCUUCAUAGCGCCCUUCAUACCGGAGCAUCUCACCUAAUACUCGGCACCUCGCUCACGAGUCUUGCAAUCUCCUUGAUCUCUGGCGUCGCCCAAGGUUCAGGAUUCAAUAUACGAGAGGAGACGUCAGAGGAAUGGUAUCCUGAUACCGGGGUGACAAACGUGCCCGAGUAUUGGCCCGACGAAGGGAGGAAAGGCAAGAGGCUCAAGCGUACGGUGCGUGUAGUGCGACCCCUGCGAGAUAUCGGCAUGAAAGAGUGCGCCGCCUGGGCAUGGUGGUCGCAUAUACCUGUCGUGGGGAAGGAAACGUGGCUUUGGCCUGGGGCGAAGCCAGGCAUUGGUACACUCACCAAAGAAUUCAUCCUAGGUCUUGAACAGGACUACCCAUCAACAGUGUCCACGAUCGUCCGGACCUGCGCCAAGCUCCAACCCAAGGGCGAGGUCGAGGGCAAGUGCAUCCUCUGCGGACGCCCCGCGCAGCGUGGCGUACAAAAUUGGAAGGCACAAAUAGCCAUCCGUUCGCAGCCUCCUCCGCCGCCUGCCGCGGACGCCCGGGCGGCCUUGUCUCCUGCCCUCGUUGUAGCAGAGCCCCCCUUUCAGGCGUCCCUCACACCUUACCUCUGCUACACUUGCCACACGACACUUACGAGCAGAAGCGCUCGGCCUGUGCCCACUCCAUGGCCGGACCUCGCACGACCCUCGGUCGUCAGUCUUCCAGUGUGGACCGCGGCUCGCCUCUCCGUCUCAGCAGAGAGCGAGGGUGCCGAAAUGGUCGAGCCGACCGACGAAGAGGUCGUGCGACAGAGGAAGAUGGGGCAAGAUGAGAUGAAGAGUAUCGUGAAUGAAUUCCUGCUGGAAGAUUAGCG
Dichomitus squalens LYAD-421 SS1 is the source of this 1577-nucleotide messenger RNA. RefSeq lists its product as uncharacterized. The transcript has 7 exons. The record is from RefSeq and is a predicted model, not a curated record. Bases 1 to 1575 code for a protein of 524 amino acids. Lineage: Eukaryota; Fungi; Basidiomycota; Agaricomycetes; Polyporales; Polyporaceae. Gene Ontology annotation, biological process: tRNA wobble position uridine thiolation. Gene Ontology annotation, cellular component: cytosol. Gene Ontology annotation, molecular function: tRNA binding; sulfurtransferase activity.